AUGGCAGAUCUCCCAACUACCUUCGAAGGGAAGAACGUCUACCUCGUUCACAUCGCAGUGAUCGGCGGCACCGGCCUCCAAAAACUCGAAGGCUUCGUCCAAAUCGCAACCGUCAACCCGCUCACUCCCUGGGGCUAUCCCUCCGCACCCAUCCAUAUUCUCCAACACAACAACGUCCCCGUUGCCUUUCUCUCCCGUCAUGGUGCCUCCCACGAGUAUGCUCCCCAUGAAGUACCUUCCCGCGCCAACAUUGCUGCGUUGAGGAGUAUUGGGGUCAGAACGGUGAUUGCGUUCAGUGCCGUGGGAAGUUUGCAGGAAGAGAUCCGGCCAAGAGAUUUUGUUGUGCCGGAUCAGGUCAUUGAUCGUACGAAGGGGAUAAGGCCAUUCACUUUUUUUGAAAAGGGGAUCGUUGGACAUGUGGGGUUUGCGGAUCCGUUUGAUGCAAAGAUUGGGAAGAUUAUUAGUGCUUGUGGGCAUGCUCUAGCUGGAGAGGGAGUAACGAUGCAUGACAAGGGAACAAUUAUUUGCAUGGAAGGGCCACAGUUUUCAACCCGUGCCGAAUCCAACAUGUACCGCUCUUGGGGCGGCUCCGUAAUUAACAUGUCCGCCCUCCCCGAAGCCAAGCUCGCCCGCGAAGCCGAGAUGGUCUACCAAAUGAUCUGUAUGGCGACCGACUACGACUGUUGGCACAGUACCGAUGAUGUCGACGUCGCCAUGGUCAUGGGCCACAUGUCUGCCAACGGCGGUAACGCUAGGCGCUUGGUGGGCGCAGUGCUUGACGAGUUGAUCAAAGAAGAUCACACGGAUCUCGUGAAGGGGAAGCAUUGGGAGGGGAGCACCACGGGCAUGAUUAAAUUCAUGACGAAGGAAGAGGGAAGAGGGGAGGAGGGAGUAAAGAACGUAGAGUAUCUCUUCCCAGGGGUUUUUGGGAAGUGA
This is a messenger RNA of Drepanopeziza brunnea f. sp. 'multigermtubi' MB_m1, 936 nucleotides long. Lineage: Eukaryota; Fungi; Ascomycota; Leotiomycetes; Helotiales; Drepanopezizaceae. The record is from RefSeq and is a predicted model, not a curated record.